This is a messenger RNA of Ochotona curzoniae (black-lipped pika), 2771 nucleotides long. It is a transcript of the gene NARS1, whose product is annotated as asparaginyl-tRNA synthetase 1. NCBI's taxonomy places the organism in Eukaryota, Metazoa, Chordata, Mammalia, Lagomorpha, Ochotonidae. Bases 60 to 1841 code for a protein of 593 amino acids. The record is from RefSeq and is a predicted model, not a curated record. Gene Ontology annotation, biological process: asparaginyl-tRNA aminoacylation. Gene Ontology annotation, molecular function: asparagine-tRNA ligase activity; ATP binding; nucleic acid binding. The transcript has 14 exons. Gene Ontology annotation, cellular component: cytoplasm.
UGCUGGGAGCCUGCUGCGGAGCACGUUGGGGUGACCGGGAGGUCGUGGUGUUGUGGGUGAUGUCCUUGGAGGUGGCCAGGGCGACCGCAGGGAUGGUGCUAGCAGAGCUGUAUGUCUCGGACCGAGAGGGGAGCGACGCCACAGGAGAUGGAAGCAAGGAGAAGCCGUUCAAAACAGGCCUCAAGGCCUUGCUGACAGUAGGAAAGGAACCGUUUCCUACCAUUUAUGUGGAUUCACAAAAGGAAAAUGAGAGGUGGGAUGUUAUUUCUAAAUCACAGAUGAAGAACAUUAGAAAAAUGUGGCAUAGGGAACAAAUGAAGAACGAAUCCCGGGAAAAGAAAGAGGCAGAAGAUAACUUGAGAAGAGAAAAGAACCUAGAAGAGGCAAAGAAGAUUAUCAUUAAAAAUGAUCCAAGUCUUCCAGAGCCGAAAUGUGUGAAGAUUCAUGCUUUGGAAGGAUACAGAGGCCAAAGAGUAAAGGUGUUUGGUUGGGUCCAUAGGCUGCGGAGGCAAGGAAAGAAUUUAAUGUUUCUGGUGUUACGGGAUGGUACAGGUUAUCUUCAAUGUGUCUUGUCGGAUGAGUUGUGUCAGUGCUACAACGGAGUGGUCUUGUCCACCGAGAGUAGCGUGGCCGUGUAUGGGAUGCUGAAUCUGACCCCAAAAGGCAAGCAGGCUCCAGGGGGCCACGAGCUGAGCUGUGACUUCUGGGAACUCAUUGGGCUGGCCCCGGCUGGAGGAGCUGAUAACUUGCUCAACGAGGAGUCUGACGUUGACGUCCAGCUCAACAACAGACACAUGAUGAUCCGGGGAGAAAACAUGUCCAAAAUCCUGAAAGCACGCUCGGUGGUCACCAGGUGCUUCAGGGACCACUUCUUUGACAGGGGGUACUAUGAAGUAAGUGUGUGUUGUCAUCUCGUGCCAAUGCUGCCCUUCUUGCCGCUUGAGCAGCGGCAGUCCCAGCGGCUUCUCCUUACUCUUCCCUUUGCAUGUGGGCAGGUGACUCCUCCAACGUUAGUGCAGACACAGGUUGAAGGCGGCGCUACCCUCUUCAAGCUCGACUAUUUUGGAGAAGAGGCGUUUUUGACUCAGUCCUCUCAGUUGUACCUGGAGACCUGCAUCCCAGCCAUGGGAGAUGUUUUUUGCAUUGCACAGUCAUACAGGGCAGAACAAUCCAGAACGCGAAGGCAUCUGGCUGAGUACACUCACGUGGAAGCCGAGUGCCCCUUCCUGACCUUCGAGGACCUCCUGAACCGGCUGGAGGACUUGGUCUGUGAUGUAGUGGACCGAGUCUUGAAGUCCCCCGCAGCAAGCAUAGUGUACGACCUCAACCCGAAUUUUAAGCCCCCCAAGCGGCCUUUCAAGCGGAUGAACUAUUCAGAUGCUAUUGUGUGGCUGAAAGAACACAAUAUAAAGAAAGAAGAUGGAACUUUCUAUGAAUUUGGGGAAGAUAUCCCAGAAGCUCCUGAGAGACUGAUGACAGAUACCAUUAAUGAGCCAAUCUUGCUGUGUCGGUUUCCCGUGGAGAUCAAGUCCUUCUAUAUGCAGCGAUGUCCAGAGGACCCCCGCCUCACGGAAUCUGUGGACGUGUUGAUGCCCAAUGUUGGUGAGAUUGUGGGAGGCUCAAUGCGUAUCUGGGAUAGUGAAGAAAUGCUGGCAGGUUAUAAGAGGGAAGGGAUUGACCCCGCUCCCUAUUACUGGUACACAGAUCAGAGAAAAUACGGCACGUGUCCUCAUGGAGGCUACGGCUUGGGCUUGGAGCGGUUCUUAACCUGGAUUCUGAAUCGGUACCACAUCCGAGACGUGUGCUUAUACCCUCGGUUUGUCCAGCGCUGCAGGCCAUAGCCGAUGCCUCCUGAAUCACAAAGGGAAGGAAACCAUCCAUGGAAGGAAGAGACUGCCUCCUGAAAAAAGCUAAAUCAUCCCUCUUUUGUUGCGUUACCUAUUUGUCUUUUUGUUUUUUAUUUCUCCUACCAUAUAGAAAGCAAUCUGUGUUUCUUGAACUUGAGCGACAUUGAUAUAAUUUUAAGAAAAUAUUCAUUGCAAAAUUUGGGAGAAACAUGUGGCAUGUAACUAGUUUAUUGAUAUGUUUCAACAUUUUAUUCAGUUACAGGUUAUAAUUGUUAUGUUAAUGAAUGUGUAGCAGAUAUAAAAUUAAAACAGUUUUUAAUUAUGGUUUAAGACAUUCCAGUAACUUAAUGCUUCUGUCCUCUUAAGGGUAACUGGAAUUUAAUUUCUGUUACUUAAUAGUAUCAGUGAGUUACAGCAAACAUCCUGUGAGAAAAUUAGUGAUGCGGCAUAAAACUCUAACAUUAGAUCAGGUGUAGCUGAACAGUAGAGGUGGAAUCCAAUCAAGAUAGCUGUUAUAUAGCUGCUUAUAAUCCUGAGGCCUGUGAAUUGAUAUGGAAGAAAUUGUAAAAAAUGGAACUGCUGGAAGAAUGUGAGGUGAGAACAGCAUGGGGAAGGUGUGCGUUCGGCCGACUCCCAGCCUCCCUGUGAGCCGAGCGGCCAGCUGGAUCCCUGUCUGCGAUUCCCAGCUGGUUAGGAUGAAGUCGCUUGCCUCUGAGUGUGACUCAGCGCUCUGUGACUGGCCGAGUCCCCGCCGUGUCUCAGGUGUGCUCAGUGCCACCUUAGGAACCGCAGCAGCCUUUGGGGUGACUUUGCUUCCAAUUUGGUUAAUUCCAUGCCCUCUGCCCCACCCUGGUUCCCCAGACGCAUGCAUGUAUUCUCAAUGGACUGUAUUCCCAGCAAUCAAUAAAUGGACACAUGCAAAAA